Trichomonas vaginalis G3 is the source of this 663-nucleotide messenger RNA. RefSeq names its product protein of unknown function, DUF4106 family. The annotation marks the transcript as partial. The record is from RefSeq and is a predicted model, not a curated record. Lineage: Eukaryota; Parabasalia; Trichomonadida; Trichomonadidae. The transcript has a single exon.
ACACCUGACGUUCUAGAACAUUUAUCUCAAAGAACUACACAGAACCAUAAAGAUGGUAUAUUUGGUGAAGAGUUUAGAAAGAAAGUUAGGGAGAUAGAAGGAAGAGAACCUAUUGUACAUGACCUUGCAAACGAAAGUUUACAAAAUGUCAUAAAAACUUACUUUGCAGACAAUGAACUGAGAAGGGAUGAAUAUUUAAGAAAACUCAAAUGGACAGUACCAAAUGAAAUGUUAGUAUUGAAAAACAUGUUCCUUGACAAAAUAAAACCAACUACAGAAAUAAAUGACGCAAGACUGAAACAUUGGGUAAAAGCUUUCCCAUUCACAAAAGAUAUUAUUGGUAACAUGGAAAGAAAACCAGAAUGGCUACAAAAACAUAUAUUUGGAAACGAGCAUAUUCCAUAUGGACAAGCUAUAUUUGAAGAGCUUGAACCGGAAACUCAGGAAAGAGUCAUGCAAACAAUACGCGAAGACUCAAAUACAAACUAUGACAAAAUCUUUCUAGGAUAUAGGUUACCUGAGAUGGGCGACCAGAGCCCAAAGGCAAAAAGGACAUGGGAAAUUUACAACAUACUAGGUGAACAUGAGGCAAAGAUGCAACAACUUGAAGCAGAGGGCAAGUUACCAAAAGCGACACCAAAGAAGAAGAGUAGAACAAAGUGA